CAUGUGAGUACGAAUGCCCAAUUAGCUCUGACGUCAUACAGCUCAUUGGAGGAAACCAAAAGGAGAGGGCUUUGAAACCACGUACACUUGCCACCAUUGCUCUCCGCUGACUCCUUGCCUUGCCUUCGACCUUCUCCCUUUGAUGGAGCCUUGAUAACAACGACGACGUCUGCACUGACCAGAAGAACAGCCAGAAGAAAACUCGGUGGUAGUCUUACACUAUCUGGAGUCGAGUCAGCAAAAAGUACACAGUGUAGUCUUUGCUAUAAAGCAGAUUGUGUUGCAAAUCUUUCCUCACAAGCUUAAUUGUCGCUGAGGUUCUUGUUCAGACAAUACCAUACUCCGUUAUCCCGCCACCAGCGUAGCCAAUUAUCAUCAAAAUGCCUCAAUCUACCCAGAAUUCCAGAAGGAGAAGCCUCGUGUUUCCAGGACGAUUUGUUUUUGCCACUGCUCUGUUGGCACUUCAAGCAGAAGCUUUCUCAGGCUCGAACAAUCAGCAAUGGCGUCCCAGCACCCUGGCUCAACGAGAUUCUACCCAUGAAAUCGCCAUGACGGCGACUUUUGACAAGGUUAGCACUAGCAGUAUUGCAGCCAGCCGUCCAAAGCCUGUCGUUGUGUCAGAAGAAGCCGAGGCACUCAGUCACUCUACCACAACAAUGAAAUUGACACCCAGUUAUGAAUUAUUCCAAAUGUUGACGGAGGAAGAAGGAGGCACAGUGCCUGAGCUCACCAGCGGAAACUGUCUACGAGACGGCAGUGUCUUGAAGAAUGGUGACGAGGAUACCAUGGAAGGGGAACAACUCGCGGAGUAUAAGGGGCUGGGAGGUAGCAGAAAGAUUGAAACUCUUCCUGAUCCCUUCAAAAUGGUCGAGAAGGAACUCAAGCCCUUCGCUGACUCAAUUUCCGAGUUGGUUUCUUCUGACCAGCCCAUUCUAUCCAUGGCAGCAAAGCAUUUCUUUGAAAAGAGACAUGGAAAACGAUUUCGUCCCACCAUUGUUCAGCUGGUAGCAAAGGCAGUGGCUGCUGCUGAACCGGAGGCAAUCCUCCAAGAUGACGGGGAAACAUUCACUUCUGAAUUUUUGCUCAACAAAGAUCCGUCAGACUUUGAAAAGACUGGAGGUGUAGCCGGAUGGCAAUGGAGUGGAGCGUCCAAAAUUGAUGUAGAGGGGGGGAUGAUCACACCAGAAAACCACAAAGGAUCCGAUGUGUGGCGAAAGCAGGCGCAACUGGGACAAAUUGUCGAAAUGAUUCACGUAGCCUCGUUGAUUCACGAUGAUGUUCUGGAUGAAGCCGACACACGUCGUGGUGGUGAAGCUGUGCACAAGCUCUAUUCGAAUAAGGUUGCUGUGCUCGCUGGGGAUUACCUUCUCGCCCGAGCAUCUGUACUUCUUGCUCGACUAGAAAAUACUGCCGUUGUGCAGAUCAUGGCCACUGCACUGGAAUCACUGGUUGCUGGAGAAAUCAUGCAGCUCAAGAGUGCUCCAGAAACUUUACUGGAAAUGGAAACAUACCUUCGAAAAUCCUACUACAAGACUGCUUCCUUGAUAUGCUAUGCUGCUCGCUCCACAGCGUUGCUCGGAGGGCAUGCAUACGGCUCCACCGUUGCUACGGCUUGUGAAGAAUUUGGAUUCCACUUAGGUCUGGCGUAUCAGAUUCAAGACGACAUUUUGGAUUUCACCGCUGCCGCCACCGUUCUGGGUAAACCGGCUCUGGCUGACAUGGACUUGGGUUUGAGUACAGCUCCAAUCUUGUACGCUGCACAAGAAGCUCCCCACCUGCGACCACUCGUCAUGAGGCGAUUCAAGCAGAAGGGCGACAAGAAGGCUGCACUCGAAGCACUGUAUAAGAGUCCCACUGCCAUGAACAAGGCUAAGGAAUUGGCCAAGUUCCAUGCACAGCGAGCGGUGGAUGCUCUGCUACGCUUGCCACAAUCGGAAUCGCGUGAUGCUUUGGUUCGGUUGACUCAUGCUGUAGUAACACGAAAGAAGUAGAUGGCCACAUCGGAAAGAGGUGCGACCCGACUCGACUCGACUCGUCCAAGCAGCUCCUGCACUACAAAUAGAGGGAGAAUACAAUGCCUUCAAAACUAAAAUGCAACAGAAACAACAACGAUGUACAGAACCGAAACUCCCUCAAACACAAUGCACUACUGCGAGGCAAUGAAAAGAUUACACUACUACUACUUUGCGAUAGAAAAUUGUCUAGUGAACCACUUUAUAAAUAAAAAAAUGAGCG
Seminavis robusta is the source of this 2235-nucleotide messenger RNA. The record is from the annotation of a GenBank genome assembly. Lineage: Eukaryota; Bacillariophyta; Bacillariophyceae; Naviculales; Naviculaceae.